Molecule: messenger RNA, 1625 nt
Organism: Helianthus annuus (common sunflower)
Lineage: Eukaryota; Viridiplantae; Streptophyta; Magnoliopsida; Asterales; Asteraceae
Product: UDP-glycosyltransferase 89B2
Exons: 1
Coding region: 118-1524 (468 amino acids)
Molecular function (GO): UDP-glycosyltransferase activity
Source: RefSeq, a predicted model, not a curated record
CCCAAAUUGGGUUGUAUUGUUGUAACAUUUACAUUGUGACAAAAACCCGACAAUCCCUCACCCCAAUUCCGGAUCUUCACUCUACCACAUCCACACAAACACCACCGCCGACCAACCAUGACGAACACCAACACUGGUUCCAAAACCCACAUCCUCGUAUUCCCCUACCCAGCACAAGGCCACAUGCUAUCACUACUCGAUCUCACCCACCAACUAGCCACCAGAAACAUCUUCAUCACCAUCCUCAUCACCCCCCAAAACCUACCUACCCUCUCCGCCCUCCUUUCCGCCCACCCCACCACCAUCACCACCCUCAUCCUCCCUCUUCCGCCGCACCCCGCCAUCCCCCCCGGCAUCGAAAACGUCAAAGACUUACCCGGUUCCGCCUUCAAGUCCUUUAUGGUUGCUUUAGGCGGUCUCUAUGACCCUGUAUAUAAAUGGUGUAGCAAUCACUCUAACCCGCCAGUCGCAAUUAUAUCCGACUUUUUCUUGGGGUGGACCCACCGUCUCGCUUGCGACCUGGGGAUCCGCCGGUAUACGUUUUCGCCUUCUGGUGCGUUGGCACUCUCGGUUAUAUAUUCGCUCUGGAAGUACCAGCGGAAAAGGGUAAAUUUGGAAGAUGAAAAUGAAGUGAUUAAGUUUACGAAGAUUCCGAACUCGCCGGAAUAUCCGUGGUGGCAGGUGUCUCCGGUUUACCGGAGCUACGUAGAAGGUGACCCGGACUCGGAGUUUAUUAAAGAGGGGUUUUUGGGGAAUAUAGCAAGUUGGGGACUCGUUAUCAACUCGUUUACCGAGAUGGAACGGGUUUAUUUUGAUUAUUUAAAAGAGGAGUUAGGGCACGACCGCGUGUUUGCGGUCGGGCCCUUGCUUCCUCCUGGUGUUAAGACAUCAGAGAGAGGUGGGCCCAGCUCGAGUAACGUGCUAUCAUGGCUCGACACGUGUGGGGAUCGAAUGGUGGUGUAUGUUUGUUUUGGAAGUCAACUUGUUUUGACUAAUGAACAAACGGAGGCGGUGGCGGUUGGGUUGGAAAAGAGUGGGGUCAAGUUUGUGUGGUCGGUGAAGGAACCGACCGUUGGACACGUGGCCGCAGAUUACGGGAGGGUUCCGGAAGGGUUUGAAGAGCGUGUGGCGGGGAGGGGUCUUGUGGUUAGAGGUUGGGCUCCACAAGUGGCGAUACUGAGUCAUGACUCGGUGGGGGUAUUUUUGACUCAUUGUGGGUGGAACUCGAUCAUGGAAGCGGUGGCUGCGGAGGUUCUAAUGCUUACGUGGCCGAUGAGCGCAGACCAGUUCUCGAAUGCAACGCUGUUGCAGGAGUUGAAAGUGGGAAUCAAAGUAUGUGAGGGGGCGAGUACGGUUCCUGACUCCGCUGAGUUGGCCGAAUUGUUUAGGAAGUCAGUGAGUCAGGAAACUCGGUUGGAGAGAGAACGAGCAAAAGAGCUUAGGAAGGCGGCACAAGAAGCAGUAGGUGAAAAGGGGAGUUCGGUAUGUGAAUUGGAUAGAUUAGUUGAGAAUUUGAAGCAUUAAUGUAAUUCUAAAAUAAUUAGCAAAAAUUAAUAAUGUCGUUAUUUGUUUAGCUGUGUAAUAAUGAAUUACUAAAUAAAGUUGUUAUUUGUUUAGUUGUGUAA